This is a messenger RNA of Corylus avellana, 1162 nucleotides long. Lineage: Eukaryota; Viridiplantae; Streptophyta; Magnoliopsida; Fagales; Betulaceae. The record is from RefSeq and is a predicted model, not a curated record.
GUUUUAAAAAGGUCGAAAGUCCAUGAUGAUGAAGAUGGCUGUACUUCCGCAACACCUCAUCACCGAUAUACUUUCUCUACUACCCGUCAAGUCCCUGUUACGUUUUCAGUGCGUUUCAAAGCCAUGGUUUGCUCUAAUCCACGACCCAUAUUUCAUCAACGUAUAUUUCGAGAACAACAACAACAACGGAGAAUUAAGUUUCAUUGUGGAGACAUCUGAGCUGGAGUUGUCAUCUCCUCUUAGGCGAUGGAAAUAUGAUUACCACUUGGUAAAUUUUUCCAAUGAGGAUGAGUCGAUGAGCGAGCCCCUGAAGAUCAUCCCACCAUUCUUUCGUCCACACAACCUCGUGGUAGGCUGUUGCAACAGCUUAGUUUGCAUCCUCAACUAUGAUGACCGAUGUUCCCCCUGCAAUGAUUUUGAAAUUUUUAUUUGGAAUCCAUCAAUCAAAAAAUACAAGAGAUUACCUUUGGUGCCUAUAGAGCCUAUAGAGGAUAAUCUCCUCCAGCAAUCGUUAGCAUUCGGGUAUGACCCCGUCAACAACGAUUACAAGGUUUUAAUGAUAGUAUAUGUGAUGAUUGAUUAUCGUAUGAAGCCCUUAGAAAUUAUGAUAUGUAGUCUGAAAGCACGUUCUUGGAGAAGAGUAGAAGAUCAAUGGCCUUGCAAGGAUUCAACUAUUUCGUCGGGGCCCGUUUUCUCAAACGGUGCUUUUCAUUGGUUGAUUGAUAGUACUAGAGCAGGGACCCUUCUAGCAUUCGAUCUCAUUACUGAGAAAUUUAGAGUGCAAGCCACUCCAUUCAAAUCUUAUUCGAUCAUGGGUUUGAACGUUUUGGAAGGAUCACUAUGUGUUUCUGUAAAUACUAAGGAUCAAGACAUUGGCUUACAACGCAUUAAUGUUUGGACGAUGAAGGAGUACGGGGUGGCGAGUAGUUGGAGUCGGCUUUACACGGUGCGUAGGAAUUUCCGCCACAGGCGAUCAUUAGCUUUUUCAAAUGACGGUAAAAAGGUUCUAAUGCAGAACAUGUCUCAAGAUCUCUAUUGGUAUGACACAAACAAUAAGACAUGGAGCAUUGUUUUUAAGAAUGUUCGGUGUAAUUCUCCAAAGUAUUGGGCAAUGUCUUGUGUGGAAAGCCUCUUUCUCCUUGAUGGUGAUAGUGACAAUUGA